AUGUCAAGUAAAAAAAAGAAAAGAUUUGAAAAAUAUCUUGAGAAAAAAUUGAAAAAAGAAGAAAGAGUGGAUUUAUUUGAGAAGCUCUCAAAAUCAUCUUAUUCUUCAAAUUUAAUGAAAUCAAGUAAAGAUCUGGGAAGAAAGAAAGAAACCAGGAAAGAAAAGCUUGCCUUAAAAUAUGGUAAACAUGGUAUAGAUGAGGAAGAAUCGAUAUCACCACCAUUUAAAAAAAAACAUAAAAGCAUUAAUAGUGCAACUGUAGACAUGGUUGGAGAAAAAAGUAAAAAUGCUAUUAAUGAAUUCAAAACUACUGUUAAACAGGCUGAAGAAAUACAGGCUACAAGAUUGAAAAAUAUUAAUCAUGCAACUGCAUACAUGGCUGAAGAAAGAAAUAAACAUACUAAUAACAACAAACCAAAAACUUCUGUUAAAAAGACUGAGAAUAUUAAUAAUGCAACUACAGACAUGGCCGAAGAAAAUAAUAAAGAUCUUGUUAAAAAGGCAUUUUAUAUCCCAGUUGAAAGGUCUGAAGAGAUCCAGACUGCGAGGAUGGAGUUACCCAUUUGUGGAGAAGAACAAAUAAUAAUGGAAACAAUAAGUCAAAACUCAGUAGUAAUAAUAUGCGGUGAAACAGGUUCAGGAAAAACAACCCAAAUACCACAAUUUUUAUAUGAGGCUGGUUACGGAAACAAGAAUAGUGAUAAUCCUGGAAUUAUAGGAAUCACCCAACCCCGUCGUGUUGCUGCAAUUAGUAUGUCAAAACGUGUAGCAUAUGAGUUAUCAUUGAGUGAUCAAGAAGUAUCUUAUCAGGUAGUUUCGCCUAAAACUGUUAUUAAAUUUAUGACUGACGGCGUUUUACUUCGUGAACUUACUAAUGAUUUUUUACUAACAAAAUAUUCAGUCAUAAUAAUUGAUGAAGCACAUGAACGAACUUUAAACACUGAUAUAUUAAUUGGUGUUGUUAGUCGUGUUUUAAAUUUGCGAAGAGAAUUGAAUCAAGAUGAUAAAAACAAAAUCAAGCCUUUAAAGAUUAUAAUUAUGUCAGCUACUUUAAGAAUUUCUGAUUUUACUGAAAAUAAAACGCUUUUCAAAAUACCACCACCUAUAAUAAAUGUCAAUACAAGACAAUACCCAGUUUCAAUUCAUUUCAACAAACGUACUCCUCAUAUUAAUCAUAUUAGUGAGGCUUUUAAAAAAGUUUGCAAGAUUCAUACAAGGCUUCCACAUGGAGGUAUUCUCGUCUUUCUAACCGGUCAAAAUGAAAUAUCUGUAUUAUGUAAGAAACUUCGAAAAAAAUAUCCUAAUACUUUACGAUAUCAGAAGAGUGAAAUAUUUUCAGAAAAUCAACAACAACCAAAUCCACUUCAUAUACUUCCAUUAUAUUCUUUGCUUUCUUCAAAAGCUCAAUUACGUGUAUUUGAGCCACCACCAGAAGGAACACGGCUUUGUGUUGUUGCAACAAAUGUAGCUGAAACUUCAUUAACAAUUCCUGGGAUAAAAUAUGUUGUAGAUUGUGGUAAAGUUAAACAACGUAAAUAUGAUGCUAUCACAGGUGUACAAUCAUUCACAAUCGAUUGGACUUCAAAAGCAUCGGCAGAUCAACGUGCAGGCCGCGCAGGUAGAACAGGGCCUGGUCAUUGUUAUCGUCUUUAUUCUUCGGCUGUUUACAAUGAUCAAUUUCAAGAAUUUACACCAGCAGAAAUUCAUCGUAUGCCUAUUGAAGGUGUUGUACUUCAAAUGAAAUCUAUGAAUCUUGAUAAUAUAGUCAACUUUCCAUUUCCUACACCACCUAAUCGUGAUCAAUUGCUCAAGGCUGAGAAUCUAUUAAAGCAUAUGAAUGCAUUGGAUGAUAAUACUGGCCAAAUUACUGAAUUAGGUCGUGUUAUGGCAACAUUUCCUAUCGCCCCCAGAUUUUCCAAAAUGUUGAUAAUUGGACAACAACAUGGAUGUCUUCCGUACAUAAUUGCAAUAGUUGCUGCUCUUUCUGUUGGUGAUCCAUUUAUCAAGGAUUAUCAAAUAGAUGACAAUGAUAUAGAAAAUGAGAGCGAGAGCGAGGAAGAAGAAGAUAUUACUGAGAAGCAGGAGUUAAACGAGAUUCAAAAAGAAUCUAUGUUCAAAAAAGAGCGUCGAAAAUUAAUGAAGAAAAGAUUUUAUGAAAUGCAAAGGAAACAUGCAGGGCUGGAUCCGAACAGUGAUAUCCUAAAAAUUUUGAAUGUUGUUGGUGCUUAUGAAUAUGAAGGAUGUACUGAAAAAUUUUGUAAUCAAAAUUUCGUUCGCAUAAAGGCUAUGCAAGAAAUACACAAAUUAAGGGGACAGAUUACAAACUUAGUUCAAACUAAUUUUCCAGGCGUUAAUGUUUAUCUAGAUCCAAAAAUGAAACCUCCGUCAUCUUUACAACUUAAAGCCAUACGACAAAUGAUUACAGCAGGUUUCAUUGAUCAAGUUGCUGUUAGAAAAAAUUUAAUUGAUAAAUCAAGUGAUAGAUCCUCAUCAAGAAAAGGAAUCGUAUACAGUACAAUGUGGACAGACGAUGAUGUUUACAUUCAUCCUUCUUCUAUCCUAUAUCAUGCAAAACCUCCAGAUUUUGUUGUUUACCAGGAAUUACAUUAUACAAAUAAAGUUUGGAUGAAAGGAAUAACUGUCAUCGAAGCAAAUUGGCUUUCUAAAUUAGGAAAAUCUUUCAAGAAAAAAGAUUCUGAAAUGACAGCAUAUGUAACGCCGAAUUUUGGACCAAAAAGUUGGGAACUUCCACCCAUAAAAGCUAAAGCACAAAAAGUUGGUGGAAGAUGGGUUUUUGGAAAAAUUUGA
Molecule: messenger RNA, 2808 nt
Organism: Entrophospora candida
Lineage: Eukaryota; Fungi; Glomeromycota; Glomeromycetes; Entrophosporales; Entrophosporaceae
Source: the annotation of a GenBank genome assembly